Helobdella robusta is the source of this 765-nucleotide messenger RNA. RefSeq lists its product as hypothetical. The transcript is spliced from 5 exons. The coding region runs from base 1 to 765 and encodes 254 amino acids. Lineage: Eukaryota; Metazoa; Annelida; Clitellata; Rhynchobdellida; Glossiphoniidae. The record is from RefSeq and is a predicted model, not a curated record.
AUGUCUCGUUUGGUAGUUGCCAUCCUGCUAUUGAUUCCAGAAUUGGACGCCGAACUAGAUUUUUGUGUUUUCAACUGGAAUACUACGAAAAGCUGGCCGAUAAAGAAUUGGACAAAGUCCAAUGAGUUCUGCAUGAAUUUUGUUGGAAAUUCAUUUUUGUUGAACGAAUAUGUAAACGUUCAGUUCGAACAAAUAUUUGAAAUUUUCCGCUAUUCAAAUGCUGCUGUUGAUGAGAUGAUCUGGACUGGCUUGCGGUUGAUCGGCGGCUCGUUAGUAUGGGAAAGUAUCUCACCAACUUCAAUGCUGACAAGAGCAAUUCCUCGUAAGGGUUUUGAUAUUGAGCCCGGGGAAUAUGAGUAUACCGACGACACUGGGCUGUGUGGGGCGUUGCAGAGAUCAACCCGCGUUCUUAAACUUAUUAGUUGCAGCAGCCAGAUCAAUUUCACGUGUUUUCAGAUUUAUCCUAAGUUGUCCACUUACCCUCCCCUCACAAAUAGUAGCCAUCAGUUUAACCCUAAUUUUCGGGUUAAACAUCGUUUUCCUUCUUCAUUAGAUGGUAGAUAUGAAAGAGAUGUUUAUCGACAAAGUUAUAAAAAAUGCGACAAAGGAUGGGUAACAGGCAGGAAUCCAAAUUUGUGCUUCAAAGCCAUGGACAACGUCGUGUCAUGCGACAUCGCUAAUGAAGAAUGUUCUCGUUAUGAAAGCGGUAGUCUGGCAGUUUACGACGAUUUAGACCUCGAGGAGCUCAGUAAUACUAUCUCUUAG